This is a messenger RNA of Aspergillus steynii IBT 23096, 525 nucleotides long. RefSeq names its product dolichol phosphate-mannose biosynthesis regulatory protein. Gene Ontology annotation, biological process: GPI anchor biosynthetic process. The record is from RefSeq and is a predicted model, not a curated record. Gene Ontology annotation, cellular component: dolichol-phosphate-mannose synthase complex; endoplasmic reticulum membrane. Bases 51 to 320 code for a protein of 89 amino acids. Gene Ontology annotation, molecular function: enzyme regulator activity. Lineage: Eukaryota; Fungi; Ascomycota; Eurotiomycetes; Eurotiales; Aspergillaceae. The transcript has 3 exons.
GUCUGGCCGUCCUCAGCGAGUACGAACAGAAUCAUCUCCGAUCAAUCACUAUGCUGGGCCAACUCGUGGGAUCCGCCAUGCUCUUGGUCGCUACCGCGAUCUUCCUCUACUACACGGCAUGGACUCUUCUGAUGCCGUUCGUUGACCCUGGCCAUCCGCUCCACGACCUGUUCCCUCCCCGCGUAUGGGCUAUUCGCAUCCCCGUUUUCCUCACCCUUCUGGCCUCCGCCGUGGUUGGUACCUUUAUCGGGAUCGUGAUGAUCAACAGCAACAAGAAGAAGGCCGCCAAGGCCAAAGCCGCCGCAAAGAAGAAGACUUGAGCCUCUGCGACUGUCUGCAAAGACUGCGGGAGAUAAAAGGGGGACGUGUGUCAAGGAGCAUCACCUCAGGGGUUGGAACUGAAGACCGGUUUGUCUGGCAGAGUUGUCGUCAUUAUACCUACAGUACCGAUUGUAACAAUACUUCUUUUGCCCCUUUCGUUUUUCUUCAUCGGGAUGUCUUUUCCAUGUAGGUUUACUCCAGCGA